Molecule: messenger RNA, 4299 nt
Organism: Anolis carolinensis (green anole)
Lineage: Eukaryota; Metazoa; Chordata; Lepidosauria; Squamata; Anolidae
Product: cystathionine beta-synthase-like protein
Exons: 18
Coding region: 312-2051 (579 amino acids)
Cellular component (GO): cytoplasm
Molecular function (GO): cystathionine beta-synthase activity
Source: RefSeq, a predicted model, not a curated record
AUACAGCAGAGGAGAGAAUCUAUUCACAUGCGCUGAGCACCCAGCCGGGAGAAGGCAGUUGGUUUCAGAGGCGUCAUCCAUCCAUCUGUCUAUUUACCUUUUUUCCCGCCCAAACAACUUUGCAAACAAACUACGUCCCUAGAACUACAAACAAGUGCCAGAAAGAAUGGUAUGAAUGGACAUGGAUAUGGCAACAAGCUGCAAAACCAUAGAGCUAUACUGAAAGAACUCAUACUUCAUUAGACCAGUCUGGAGAGUCCAGAAAUAGCUGUUUUCUUGCAAAAGAAUACUUCACAUUGAAGAAGGUCACUAUGCCAUCACUUCCUGCAGAGGCUGAAAUGAAUGCUCUCUCUUGCCCUCACAUCUCAGCCAGCUGCAUCCCCAAUGGAGGACUGGCAAAGGAAUCCAGCAGCACCCUUGACAAAGACUCAUGUAACAACAUGGAGAAGGAAAGGAAGUGGAUCAGGCCCGAUGUCCCAAGCAAAUGCAGCUGGGAGCUGGGAAAAUCUGCUGAAUCACCACAUCACCAUGUCACGUUAACAAAAACUCCACAUAUUAUGCCAAACAUCCUGAAGAAAAUCGGCGACACUCCAUUGGUGCGAAUCAACAAGAUUGGAAAGCAGUUUAAUCUUAAAUGUGAACUUUUGGCAAAAUGUGAGUUUUUCAAUGCUGGAGGUAGUGUGAAGGAUCGAAUUAGCCUACGUAUGGUUGAAGAUGCUGAAAGAGAUGGUAUUCUGAAACCUGGAGAUACUAUUAUUGAACCAACUUCAGGAAAUACAGGGAUUGGACUGGCCCUGGCAGCUGCAGUGAAAGGCUACCGCUGUAUAAUUGUGAUGCCAGAAAAAAUGAGCAUGGAGAAGGUGGAUGUCCUGCGUGCUCUGGGAGCUGAAAUUGUGAGGACGCCAACUAAUGCUAGGUUUGACUCUCCAGAAUCUCAUGUCGGGGUGGCAUGGAGACUGAAAAAUGAAAUCCCCAACUCUCACAUUCUGGAUCAGUAUCGCAAUGCCAGUAAUCCUCUGGCCCACUAUGACACAACAGCAGAGGAGAUCCUACAGCAGUGCGAAGGUAAUAUAGACAUGGUUGUAGCUGGAGCUGGCACAGGAGGCACCAUCACUGGCAUUGCCCGAAAACUAAAGGAGAAAUGCCCAGGAUGUAAAGUUAUAGGUGUUGAUCCUGAAGGAUCCAUCCUUGCAGAACCUGAAGGGCUGAAUGCAACAGACAAAACUGGUUAUGAAGUCGAAGGGAUUGGAUAUGAUUUUAUACCUACAGUUCUGGACAGAUCACUGGUGGAUAAAUGGUAUAAAUGCAAUGAUGAGGAAACAUUUGCCUUUGCACGCAUGUUAAUCAGAGAUGAAGGAUUGUUAUGUGGUGGCAGCUCUGGCAGUGCAAUGUCUGUGGCUGUGAAGGCUGCCCAACAACUGAAAGAAGGUCAGCGGUGUGUUGUCAUCCUCCCUGACUCUGUCAGAAACUACAUGUCCAAGUUUUUGAAUGACAAAUGGAUGACCCAAAAAGGGUUCAUGACAGAAGAGAAUGACAUCAUCAACAAACCUUGGUGGUGGCACUUGAAAGUUCAGGAACUUACCCUCUCUGCCCCUCUGACAGUACUACCAAGUGUCACUUGUGAAAAAACAAUUGAAAUACUCAAAGAGAAGGGUUUCGACCAGGUACCAGUUGUUGAUGAAUCAGGAGUGAUUUUGGGAAUGGUUACUCUUGGCAACAUGCUUUCUUCAGUGCUUGCGGGCAAAGUACAGCCAUCAGACCAAGUCAGUAAAGUAAUCUACAAGCAAUUCAAAAAGAUCCGUCUGCAGGACAACUUGGGAAAGCUGUCUCAUAUUUUGGAAAUAGACCACUUUGCUCUGGUGGUUCAUGAGCAGAUUCAAUCUGCUGUGGAGCAAGCUAAGACUGGUGCCUCAACACCUAAAACAACACUUUUUUUACAAGAUCACAGCAAUGGUGAAUCCAGUAAAAGGCAAAUGGUGUUUGGUGUUGUCACAGCAAUUGACUUGCUUAAUUUCGUGACUGCCCGAGAACAGCAGAAAAGGGCAAUCUAACUUCAAGAAUACUUUUAGUGGCAGUUUUUAAAGUGGGUUUUCACUGUAUUUUAAAGUGUCAUCCCCCUGCCCCCCCCCCCCCGGUACUUCCUUUUUUAUUAUAACAACCUGAACAUUUUUGUUUUGGUCUAAACAUAUAAACCAAAAGUCAUCAGCAGGAAAUAUUUGUUGCCGACGAGUCUCCACAGAUCUAAAUUCCAGGAUGCGAUGGACACCCUAACAUUUAAGGCACUUAACUUCAUGGUAGUGCUCAAGAUUGUUGAUAUUCAGUAAUAGGUUGCCAUUUUCACACAGCUGAGUAGGUGGAGAAAUGUUCAUUUAAUGGCUGGCGUGACCAGGUCAUCAAGGAAGGUAAUAGUAUCCUUAUGGGGACUUUUCUAAGCCACUGGUCCUACUGUUAUAUGGGCAGCCCACUUGGAAGCUCAUCCAACUCUGUAUUACAUUUCAUUGUUGUUAACAGCUAUGGAAGAGAGAUGGUCUUAAAUAUCUCAUUCAUCUUCUAAGUUCACAAAUGUCAUACCUACUGGAUAUGUUUUGUAUUACGGAUAUAUGAAAAUAUAUUUGUGUCCUAACAUGACUUUUAUGAGAAGGCACUCUUCAUGUUUUUCUGACAAAACUAUAAAGCUACUGUACAUGUGGAGUAAUGAAGUGGGCUCCAAAUAUAUUCUGUCUCCUUGAGAAUCUAAGUAAAGUCGUUGCAGGGACAAAUGUCUUAUCUGUCCAAUGGAUGUGUAUUUGGUUUUUCCAAACUCCAAAAUACUGAGUGGCUGUUCUUCUAGCUGACUUAACAUGAGUUUAAUAGACUUCCUCAUCAUUUUAACCAAAUUAUGAAGAAAUAGAGAGACAACGACAGAAUUUGUGUUAAACAGGGAAACGGAAGAGUUUUCACCAGUAAAUCAGCAAGCUGGUUCACCCAAGAUCUCCUCCCUUCACUUACUUUGUAUCAAAAUUGUGCACUCUGUAUUUUCUACACAUUGGAUAUCAGACUUGCAUCAUCAUUAAUCAACACUAUUUUUUCCUUUGCUUUGUAUUAUAUGCACUGUUAAAUAUAAUGUAAAGAACUUGGAUUUGUAUUAACCUAUUGUGGGCUAAUUUGGAUAGCAGAAUUUUCUAGAAUUAUAUUUGUAUUCUGAAAGGGUUCAUUUUGUUGCAGCAGCAACAAGUCCUUUGGCACCUGAAAGAUUUAACAGUUUUUGUUUGGCAUAAGAUUUUUCUUCUUAUAUACAUGUAUCUAAAUAAAGAAAUGAAUGAUAACUAGCAGAAGAAUGUCUGUAUAUUUUGUUCUGUGAAGACCAAAUCAUAUUUCCUGAAUUGUAAUGCAAAUCUUUAAAGAGUUAAUUAUGAUUUUUAAUUCAGAUGUUUAUAUGUCUAUAUUCUUUAAGCACUCUCCAUAAUUAUCAACUCACUAUAUUUUGACAUGGAUGAAUGGCUAAAACGUUUCUUUAAAAAUAUUUGGUUAUACAUUUCUUUAGACUUAAGGGGAGAUAGUGAAAAUGCCAAGCAAUUUAACUCUUUAUUUACACAAGUUAAUCUGCCAAUCUGAAUUAAUGUUAUUUUUCUUCUAUGGCUUCAUGCAACUUCUACUGGAAGCUUUUAAGAAUCAUGUUACUGAUAUCACUUAUUUCAAUGUCUGCACUACUUGCAUUCUGUGUCAGAAGUAGAGAUGGAAAGGCCUAGAAAACCCCCUAAAAAAUGGGGAAAACAGGUUUUUUUCUGGUUUUUUCCAAAGCAUUUUUCUCUGGAAAAAUUGAAAAAAAAGUGUAUAGAAACAAAAAGUCUCAGAAAUCUUAGGGUCUUCAUGUUAUAUAGUUUGAAUACUAUAUCAUAGAUAUAGUAUUUAUCAUUGGAAAAUAACAUAUUCCACACACUUUUCAGUUUUUCCAGAGAAAAUGGCUUUGGAAAAAUGAGAGAGAGAAAACUGUUUUUUUCCCAAUUUUUUUCUAGACCUUCCCACUAAGGUCAGAUGUCCUUCCUUGCCACAGUUAAUUGUAUAGAAGCUCAUUAAACAGGAUACAAUUAUGAUUUUAAAAUGUAUGAGAUCUACCACUAGAUACCAUCUUGAUGUUAUAUCAGGUUUGUUCCUUUUGUAGCGGACAAAUUUAGCCCCAGGGAUCUUGUUCUGAGCAUUGGUACUUCAGGCUCUCCAGGAUUGUGGAAAGGAAACCUAAUAGCUCUAUUCUUGUGUCAUCGUUAUUUCAAAUUCUGUAUGAAGAGCUAAAUAAAACGCUAUUUCUGACAAACUGGACAA